Molecule: messenger RNA, 2505 nt
Organism: Aspergillus heteromorphus CBS 117.55
Lineage: Eukaryota; Fungi; Ascomycota; Eurotiomycetes; Eurotiales; Aspergillaceae
Exons: 3
Coding region: 1-2505 (834 amino acids)
Biological process (GO): protein transport
Source: RefSeq, a predicted model, not a curated record
AUGGCCGUUCCCAAUAAUGGCAGCGUUCCGGAGGCCGCCGACCGGCCUGUCGGAGCCAGUGACAAGAAACCAAAGCCAAGGACGAGAGGAACCAUUCGGUGGACGGUUGGCUUGGUCGUGCGGCUGUGCAUUUGGUACGCUCUCAUUACGCCGUUCCUUCGCUGUCCGUCUCAACUCUCCGACUUGACGGACUCGUCACCCCGAGUUUGCAAGCCGUACCUAGUGGCGCGCUCCUAUGUCGAGCCUCAUGUUAUCCCCUAUUACAAUGCCUAUGGCGCGCCUUACGUCGAGACGGCGCGUCCCUACGUCCUCAUCCUCAAUGAGAAGGUGUACACACCCAGUGCGCACGUGGUCAAGUUGGGCUACGAGAAAUAUGGAGCACCCGCUUUGGACAGAGCACAGUCUUAUGGCCAGCAGCAGUGGGAGCUCCGAGUGGUCCCGCAUCUGCAAGCUGCCAAGGACAAGGCUAACGGCCUGUAUCAAUCGGAGGUUGAGCCCCAUGUUCAGCGUGUAGAGGCAGCCUUGUCGCCCCCCUUCCAAAAAGCCAACGGUGCGCUCAAGUCGGUUUAUAGGGACUACCUUCUUCCCUUUGGCGCAAAGUACAGACCUUUCAUCGGAAAGACAUAUACAUCCGGUCAGGGUAUGCUGACCACCACGGUCCUCCCCUACGCGCAAAACUCCUGGUCUUCUGCGGUCUAUUUCAUCCAUGGGUCCCUAUGGCCCAGGGUCACCGGGCUUUAUUGGGAAAAUGUAGAGCCCCAGCUCGUCAAGAUUGGUGAGAGACUGGCUAGCUACCGGGAGGAAAAGCGACUGCGAAAUGUUGUGGAAGAAGUUGAUAGCUUAUCCGAGGAAACAUCUUCGUUCCUUUCCUCCCCAAAGGCGAAUGAGGCGCAUGACGUUACCUCGUCUUCCACUGCAGAGGUAACUCCACCGCCGCAGCCGACAUUGUCCCCUACAGAACAAGCCGCGAAGGCGCGUGAAAGCAUUGAAAAUGAUCUGCAGAUUUGGGAAGAAAAGUUUGCUUUUGCUGCCGAAAAGGGACUUGAGGACUUGGAGGAACGUCUGCAGCAGAUUAUCGACAACUUCAUGGCCACUGGAACAAAGGAGCAGGGAGAAAGCCUUGCGAACGCUUUGAAGGAGGUUGUGGACAACGAGGUGGCAGGCCUCAAGCAACAUAUCAACAACCUGGCGGAGUCUUUGCCAUCCGAAGAUUCCCCUAAAGCCGAAGAGGCCGCGAAGGAUGAACUAUCGAGAAUCGUCAAAGAAGCCGCAGUAGCCAUUAGAGACCGUGCUCACUCCCUUCGGGAAUGGCGCAAUUCCUUUGAGGAGGAUAUAAUGCGACGUAUCUAUGCGGCAGUCAACGCCACCCUUGAUGUUCUCGAUAGUGUCCGCGACUUGGGACUCCAAGAAGUAGGGAUGCGCUGGGCUUGGAUGGAUGGUAUCACGUACAAGGAUUGGGCGAGAUACCACGCAUUGAAGGCCCAGUUUGAAGAUUGGAAAGACGGGUUCCGUGAUUUCGGAACGCAGCAUGCAAAGCUAGAAGAAGCGAGAGCAGCCGUGGACGAGGUGCUGUCCCGCGGGAUGGACGUUGCCGAAACGGCCGCAAAGGAGCUCACCCGCCUAAGGGACGUUGGAAGAUGGAAAAUCGCCGCCAGAGAGGUGAGCGAUAACUUCGAUACAAGAUCCGAGCCUCCCCCGCUCCUGCCCAAGCCUAUCCGUGAAACAAGUGUGGAUGAGGACUCAUCGGCAGAUGAGACGAUGGACACUGAGGUUUCCAAAAACGAGACAACCUUUGCAUCUGAUACUGCAGGUAAUGCUGUCGAAAAUGAAGGGCAUGACCUGGAUGGCGACAGUGAAACCAUGGCAGCAGACGAGGAACAGGCCUCACCAAUUGACUCAUCUGCGGACUUCACGUGGGAUGAGCAGGCACCGAACAAGGCCACCUGGGGGGCAGCCGCAGCUAAUGUUCCUGACGAGGAAGUCUCCGAGAAGGAGCCACGAGUCUCCAGUCAGGCCGAGCAGGAGGCUAUCAAAAAUCUUAUCUCUGAGCUCCUUGUCGGCAAAGACUCUGCUUAUGCCGAAGAGAUCAUGAAUCAACUGUACUCAAUUUAUGGAACACCACGACCGGCUCCCACAUCUUCCUCAACGCUCGAUGAUGCCACCGAAGACGCUCUGGUGUCCGAUGCCGAUACUCCCAGUGCGCCUAGCCCCAUCCCCGAGGAUGAACCGUCAAUCGCCUCCCAUGAGACCGAGGAAACCGAGGAAAUCGAUGAUGCUCGUGAUGAUGCUGAUGCAUCAAUUGCUGAAGACUCCAUGGAGAACGAUGAGGAACAGCCACCAAUUACCGAAGACAGCGAGAAUGAAGCUGAGGCUAUUACAAAUAGUCUCCAGGCCGAAUACGCCAGUCUAGCGUCUACUGCCAGCAGCAUUGCCUCCGCGGCCGCGGAAAGCGACCCGAGUGAUUCCACCGAUGCGGUCGAGGACAAUGCCGGAGACGAGCUGUGA